UGACGUCACUGCGUGCGACGCGGGGUGGAAACGGGGGCCGGUGGGGCCUGGGUAGCGGGAAGCCGGCACCAUGUUCGGCUCCAGCCGGGGUGGAGUGCGCGGUGGGCAGGAUCAGUUUAGCUGGGAGGAUGUGAAGACUGACAAACAGAGGGAGAACUACCUGGGCAACUCGCUGAUGGCCCCGGUGGGCCGCUGGCAGAAGGGCCGUGACCUCACCUGGUACGCCAAGGGCCGGGCGCACGGCGCGGGGUUGAGCCGGGAACAGGAGCUGGAGGCCGUGAGGCAGGCGGAGCAGGAAGCGCUUAUGGCAGCGUUAGGCUACAAGAACGUAAGGAAGCAGCCCACGGGCCUGAGCAAGGAGGACUUUGUCGAAGUCUGUAAGCGGGAAGGAAGUGACCCCGAGAAGGGAGUGGACCGGCUCCUGGGCCUGGGCAGCUCCAGUGGCUCUGCAGGGCGAGUGGCGCUGUCACGGGAAGACAAAGAGGCCGCUAAACUGGGGCUUUCGGUGUUCACGGGACCCUACUGGCUUUCUGGAUGGUUCUCAGGCCCGCACACCCCCAGAGUGGCUUUUCUUGGCAGCACCACCGCGUGGAGAGCAGUCGGCCAGGGGUCUCCCUGGCUUCGGCCAAGAGGAAGCCUCGGUCAGAGGAGAAGGUGGAGCCAGGCCCUGAGAGCCACAGGAAGAGCAAGAAAGAGAAGAAAAAGAAGAAAAAACACAAGAAAGAGAAGAGAAAGAAAGAAAAGGAGCAUGGGAGGGGGUCACAUUCCUCACUGUCCCCUUCUUCCAUCCAGCAUGAUCCCAACUCCUCGCCUUGUUGCAAGAGGAAGCGCCGGCAGGACAGCAACUGAGAUCCAGAGAUCUGAAGGGCUAGCCUAUGGGGAUCACCCCAGGCCUCGAAAGAGGCUUAACUGUGGCCUACUACGGCUGCUUUUAUUUUUCUUUGUAUUGACUCACUCUUUGUACGUAAAUAAACUUAUUUUAAGUGGAAAGUGUUUCAUACUAAAGGGAAGGUUGCUAUCAUAUGUCAUAAUAGAAAGUGAUGUGUGGGAGUUCCCGUCGUGGCGCAGUGGUUAACAAAUCCAACUAGGA
Sus scrofa (pig) is the source of this 1090-nucleotide messenger RNA. RefSeq names its product chromosome 2 C1orf35 homolog (gene C2H1orf35). NCBI's taxonomy places the organism in Eukaryota, Metazoa, Chordata, Mammalia, Artiodactyla, Suidae. The record is from RefSeq and is a predicted model, not a curated record.